CCACGGAGGCCGCGUGCACAGUUGGCGGCGUUGGUGCAGCUGGUGCUGGUGCGCCGGUGCAGCAGCCACUUGCUUGCUGGAACUUGGCAGCAUUUGCGGAUAUUGCUGUUGUAACCUGAGUAUGGGUAGGCCGCGGAUAGUUAGGACUCCGGAAGAGCAACGUGAGUAUGAAGCGCGACGACGGGAACAAAGCCGCAUCGCUCAACAACGCCGUCGUGCCUGCGCUGAAGUUCGUGCCCAAGAAGCCGAGCGCAAGCGUCUAGCCAGGCAGGACCCAGCUGUUCGCGCCCAAGAAGCCGAGCGCAUGCGCCAAGCUAGACAAGACCCUAGAAUUCGUUCCCGAGAAGCUGAGCGCAAGCGUCAGGCUAGGCAAGACCCAGCACUUCGUGCCCAAGAAGCCGAGCGCAAGCGUCAGGCCAGGCAGGACCCAGCUGUUCGCGCCCUAGAAGCCGAGCUCAAGCGUCAGGCUAGGCAAGACCCAGCAUUUCGUGCCCAAGAAAACGAGCGCAAGCGUCAGGCCAGGCAGGACCCAGCUGUUCGCGCUCUUGAAGCCGAGCUCAAGCGUCAGGCCAGACAAGACCCAGUAUUUCGUGCCCAAGAAGCCGAGCGCAAACGUCAGGCCAGGCAAGACCCAGCAAUUCGGGCUCUAGAAGCCGAGCUCAAGCGUCGAGCCAGGCAAGACCCAGCAUUUCGUGUCCUAGAAGCCGCGCGCAAGCGCCAACGACGUCAAGACGAUGCAGUGCGUGUAGGGGAAAGCGCAUACAAACGACGCAAACGCUAUGAACAGAAGUUGGCUAACGAAGAAAAUGAUCCUUAUGACAGUACAGAUGACGAAUUUGAGACACAGUUUGCGGAUCAGAAGCAUGGAUUCACUUGCGAUGCUUGCGAUCGAUGGAUUGAAGAGGACUUGACGGUCGUUGCAAAUGUGAAAAGUGAACCAGUGGAAGAAAACGUGUCGAUUCCGCAAAGUGCAUUUCCACGCACCGGUGUUCAAAACUUUAAAGUGUGUGAUUCGUGUAAAAGCUCAUUGGACAGUACAGUAAGGAGCAUCCUCAAAAGUUCUGCCUAGUGCCGAGCAUCUGCAGUGUGACCUUCAGCAACUGCACGUCACUACAAUGCCAGUGAUAAUUACACAUUCUACCAUUCCAAGAGAAAUCCAGAUCAAUCCUUGAAAGAUGAAUUCAGGUGCCUAGAAAAUAAUUGACUGUCCACAAUUGCUGCAAUUGUGCAAUGAAGUACUCGAUGAGUCACACGAUGACAUUCAUGGCAGUCAAUGCUGGUUCACUGGCUCUCCACACAUGUGACACUUGACACUUACACUUGACAACAUUCUAAGUAGGAUGUACCUCAUCUAUGCUUCUCUGUAAUAUGUGCCCAUGAGUGCCGGAAUAUAACAGUAUUGCAAGUGUGAAGCGAAUUUCCCAUUGCGAACUGCAGGCGUGGAUAUAUAUGCUAAGCAUGCAAGUGGCAACAUUGUACAUAUCACCUAACACUUGCCAAUGCGACAUAGAAACAUUAAUGUGCCAGUACUUCACACGGGCGAGAACUGAUGGUACAUCAGUCAUCACUGUGGGAGGCUUCAACAUUGACAUUUUGAAAGCAAAGAAGAAAUAGUUCAUUUACAAUGAAGUUUGUCUCUUCUGCCACACGAAUUAAAAGUGUCCAGCCACAGCGCAUUUCACAUGCAUCGACUUGACCUUGUUCAAGACUUUUGAUAAAGUGGUUACGACGGGACAUGUUCUUGUGUACUGUAGUGAUUCCAAAGCAGUUGUCAUUCUUCUUCAAUAUAAGUAUUGUCAACGUUGUAAUCCAGGAUGUCACGUUCGAAGCAAUGAAAAACUCAACAUAGAAUUAUGUGCGUAAAGAAAACUUGAUUACAUCAUCUAGUGAGCACAUAACCUUAUUGGUGAUAGAUCGGCUGCUCGGCCUGCCAUUUUGUUUAGACAGUGUGAUGAUGAUGUUCCUGUAGCAUAGUACGGUAGUAACCACAAUGGCCCAAGAACUGGCCAGACAUACUUUCAAUUACACAAUAACCUGAUAAAGGAAUAAUUCCAAGUAUUGUGCAUUUGGGCCCUUAGUUGAGACAUUGAGGUGAACCUUUAAGGAAUAAAUUAGAAUACUGAUCGUGGAAUGAACCAAGAGAAGAAAUUGUAAAAAGAAUAUUAAGAAAAACAAGAAUCGGCAAUAUUUAUACGUACGCUUUUUCUUGCUUGGAUAAAAGCACCAAUGGCAUCAAUUGUGUCCCUUUGGCUGACUCCUAUUUAAAUGCUUUAGUGAUCAAAAUUCUGGAUUUCAGGGAAAUAUUUUAUCUUUCAUACUAUUUUCGGUCAUUAUAUGGAAUUACAUAUUCGCUAUGUACGUUCAGGCUUUCUAAUCGCCUCUGUGUGAUCCAUGUGGUGUAAAACUGGGGUCAGUGUGGCAGAAAAAAAAAAAAAGCCGAUUUUGCUUCGAUUUUGCUUCGGCAAGAUAUUCAGCUCAUAUGAGCAGAAAUUAGAGCCUGCAUCGUUUUUGUUAGAUGCCUUCGUGAAGGUGUCUAUUUUGCCAGCUUCUAAUCUAGCGUCAGAACUGGAAUGAGACUUCUGAUGGCUGCUGCCUACUUAGAUGUCUCAUUACGGUAGCUGUUGUACACCCAAAUGCAUGCUGCCAUGAUGCACAAAACCCCGGUAUGGUGAACUAGUAUUCUAAUUCACUCAAAUCCCUUUGACUACUAUAACACUGACCAUGGUGGUACUUAAACCACAUGGACAAAUGCUGAAAGUUUUUCUGUAUAGAUCCAUCAACUUGCUUCUCGUUUCUCGAAACAGCGCUAUGAGUGCACCCUCUGAAAUUGUGCCUUUUGCAAAUGAAAUGUGUGUUGAAAUAAGGUACACAAUUUACAUUGCCAUCAGCACAACUCCUUGAGUCAUUUUUAGUUUUACAAUCGAGACUAAUGUUUGUUUGUUUUUCUUUCAAUAGAGGAAUUGUUUAAGCUUGGCAGAAAUCUGUUGUCUCACAUAAACUGGUUGAGUGAGGAAGAGCCACGUUAAGAGAGAGGGAGCCCAGCCUAGCCAUGCCAAGGCACGCAAAGCCUAGAAAGGAGCACAGCACAUGAUUAAUGCAGUAGAGUUAGAGAGCUCAUUUUGCAGCAAUUCCGGUGUCGGUGUCGUUGGUUGUAAGUGAAAAAUAAGUGUUGUCCGUGAGUGAAAAUUCGAGAUAGGUGCAAAUAAAGAAAAUAAAAAUCUUUGG
Rhipicephalus sanguineus (brown dog tick) is the source of this 3225-nucleotide messenger RNA. RefSeq lists its product as uncharacterized. Bases 122 to 1069 code for a protein of 315 amino acids. The record is from RefSeq and is a predicted model, not a curated record. The transcript has a single exon. NCBI's taxonomy places the organism in Eukaryota, Metazoa, Arthropoda, Arachnida, Ixodida, Ixodidae.